Theileria orientalis strain Shintoku is the source of this 438-nucleotide messenger RNA. RefSeq names its product multiprotein bridging factor type 1. The record is from RefSeq and is a predicted model, not a curated record. NCBI's taxonomy places the organism in Eukaryota, Apicomplexa, Aconoidasida, Piroplasmida, Theileriidae. The coding region runs from base 1 to 438 and encodes 145 amino acids. Gene Ontology annotation, cellular component: nucleus. The transcript is spliced from 4 exons. Gene Ontology annotation, molecular function: DNA binding.
AUGUCCUACCAAGAUUGGAAGCCCGUCGUAUGGACAAAGACUGAGAAAUAUAACGGUCCUAACAAGGAGGCUGCUCUCAAUAAGGCCCGGCGUUCUGGUGUGGAGGUCGAGACUCAAAAGAAAUUUUUAGGAGGUCAAAAUAAAACCACCAAGUCCUUUCUUCCCCCAAAUGCUUCUAAGAUUGAGAACGAAACUGAGUCCUUUCACGUCGAGAGGGUCUCUUUUGCCUUUCGCACUGCUCUACAGAAGGCUCGCAUGGCUAAGAACAUGACUCAGCUUCAGCUCGCCCGUGCCAUAAACGAGAGCGAGACUCUUAUAAAGGAGUACGAGAACGGGACUGGCAUUCCCAACGGCCAGGUUGUUCAGAAGUUAAACCGCGCUUUGGGCGUCAAGCUUCCUCCUUCUCGCGAGCCCAGGGCCAAGUCGCUCGAAUUGUAG